Messenger RNA from Mesocricetus auratus (golden hamster), 2552 nucleotides. It is a transcript of the gene Nkx2-1, whose product is annotated as NK2 homeobox 1. Gene Ontology annotation, cellular component: nucleus. NCBI's taxonomy places the organism in Eukaryota, Metazoa, Chordata, Mammalia, Rodentia, Cricetidae. The record is from RefSeq and is a predicted model, not a curated record. The coding region runs from base 1084 to 2292 and encodes 402 amino acids. The transcript has 4 exons. Gene Ontology annotation, biological process: regulation of transcription by RNA polymerase II; cell differentiation. Gene Ontology annotation, molecular function: DNA-binding transcription factor activity, RNA polymerase II-specific; RNA polymerase II cis-regulatory region sequence-specific DNA binding.
GCUCUCUUCGAGGAGAGGGUUGAGAUCUUAAAAAGCAAAUAAAACAACUUUCCAUGCUAUAAUUGCUAUUAAUGGAAAGGAGCCUACGCUGAAUUAAGUAGUUCAAAACUGCUUGUUCAUUAUCGGGAGCUCCCUCACUACAAGGAGGGGAAAGAAAAUGUGAAAACAAAACAAAACAAAACAAAAAAACCAAAAUCAAGAAGCCUCCUUGACUGGUCGCCGCCGAAGUGUCUAGGAGGCACCUGCCGGGCCAGGAAGCGCUCCGCCCUCCCAGCCUCUAGCGCGCCAAGGAAGCUCUAACAGCAGACAAGCAAAGCAAAAACAAAAACAAACAACAUCGAAAACGUUUAAUUUCCAACGAGAAAAUCGGAGGUGGUUUCCAAAUCCGUGUCGUGCAGGGCUUGACUGGGUGGCCCACUCAGCUGCUGAGGCCGGCCUGGUAACAGCAACGAGGCUGACGCCCCCGGCCCCGCUGGGGAGCACAGCCCACAGCUCCCCCUUGCCAGGCGCCCAAGGACCCUCAAGGCGCGGGGCUCACACUUGAAGCCUGGGAACGCUCAGACAGGAAACCCACUUCCUCCUAAGCAGUUUCUUGCUAGCCGGAUGAGAGGCGCCCAAUUGAAGCAGAAUGAUCCUCAUCGGCUAAUAUCCAGCGUGGCCACAAAGCGACCGGCCAUUUACGCCGCCACUUUAGACAAAGAUAUUUGGUUAUUCCCGGGGAAGCGAGAGCACUUUUGCAUGGCUGAGCUCCGGGAGGAGGCGAGCCUCAGCCCAGCCUCCCGCCCGCUGGGCUGCGGGCGUCGAGAUAUUCGCCUCCUCCCGGACAGCGAGUUCCACCGGGGUUCAGAUUCAAUUUCACUCUGCAACGGACCCUCGGGCGCUCACGCGGCUCCCUGCCCGGGCUCUCCCUGAAGCACCCGAAGGGAAAACAACGGGGAUCUGGGCUGGAGUGCUGGGACUGUGAUGUCCUCGGAAGUCAGCACUAGCUUCCGAAGCCGGAGUAUCCAGGCCAUGGGCCAGGGUCAGGGGCACCAGACUCGCACACUCUUUUGGUGGUGACUGGGCUCGGCGCCGUGAAGCCCGAUGUGGUCCGGAGGCGGUGGGAAGGCGCGGGGCUGGGAGGCCGCAGCGGGAGGGAGGAGCAGCCCCAGCAGGCUCAGCCGACGCCGAAUCAUGUCGAUGAGUCCAAAGCACACGACUCCGUUCUCAGUGUCUGACAUCUUGAGUCCCCUGGAGGAAAGCUACAAGAAAGUGGGCAUGGAGGGCGGCGGCCUCGGGGCUCCGCUUGCAGCAUACAGACAGGGCCAGGCGGCCCCACCGGCCGCGGCCAUGCAGCAGCACGCCGUGGGGCACCACGGCGCCGUCACCGCCGCCUACCACAUGACGGCGGCGGGGGUGCCCCAGCUCUCGCACUCCGCUGUGGGGGGUUACUGCAACGGCAACCUGGGCAACAUGAGCGAGCUGCCACCUUACCAGGACACCAUGCGGAACAGCGCUUCGGGCCCCGGAUGGUACGGCGCCAACCCAGACCCGCGCUUCCCCGCCAUCUCCCGCUUCAUGGGCCCGGCGAGCGGCAUGAAUAUGAGCGGCAUGGGCGGCCUGGGCUCGCUGGGGGACGUGAGCAAGAACAUGGCCCCGCUGCCUAGUGCGCCCCGCCGGAAGCGCCGGGUGCUCUUCUCCCAGGCGCAGGUGUACGAGUUGGAGCGGCGCUUCAAGCAGCAGAAGUACCUGUCGGCGCCGGAGCGUGAGCACCUGGCCAGCAUGAUCCACCUGACACCCACGCAGGUCAAGAUCUGGUUCCAGAACCAUCGCUACAAGAUGAAGCGCCAGGCCAAGGACAAGGCGGCGCAGCAGCAACUACAGCAGGACAGCGGCGGCGGCGGCGGAGGUGGCGGGGGCGCAGGAUGUCCACAGCAGCAGCAAGCUCAGCAGCAGUCACCGCGCCGGGUGGCCGUGCCGGUCCUAGUGAAAGACGGCAAACCCUGCCAGGCGGGCGCCCCUGCGCCGGGCACCGCCAGCCUGCAAGGCCACGCGCAGCAGCAAGCUCAGCAGCAGGCUCAGGCGGCGCAGGCGGCUGCCGCGGCCAUCUCGGUAGGCAGCGGUGGCGCGGGUUUAGGCGCACACCCAGGCCACCAGCCGGGCAGCGCGGGCCAGUCCCCGGACCUGGCGCACCAUGCAGCUAGCCCGGCAGCGCUGCAGGGCCAGGUCUCCAGCCUAUCCCAUCUGAACUCCUCGGGCUCGGACUAUGGCGCCAUGUCCUGCUCUACUUUGCUUUAUGGUCGGACCUGGUGAGACGGGAGGUGAGACUGCAUAGCCUCACCGCUUCGUCUCUGCCCGCGCAAAGACCACCACUCGCCCGCUGCUCCACGCGCUUCGACUUUUUCUUAAGAACCUGUUUGUGUUUAGACCAAGGAAAAGUACACAAAGACCAAACUGCUGGACGCCUUCUUCUUCUUCUUCUUCUUCUUCUUCUUCUUCUUCUUCUUCUUCUUCUUCUUCUUCUUCUUCUUCUUCUUCUUCUUCUUCUUCUUCUUCUUCUUCUUCUUCUUCUU